Messenger RNA from Pseudonaja textilis, 462 nucleotides. The record is from RefSeq and is a predicted model, not a curated record. NCBI's taxonomy places the organism in Eukaryota, Metazoa, Chordata, Lepidosauria, Squamata, Elapidae.
CCAAAAAUCCCCCAGGAGGAGGCGGCACAGCUUCAUCGGGAGCCUCUUGAAUCAGGAAAGACUGCCCAGGAGCAGGCAGAGACGGACCUCCCCUUUAUGAAUGAUGCUCCAUGGAGGAACGUGAAGGGUUUUCGGGAUGCCCUGCGGAAAACGACCGGGAGGAAGAUGGGUGCUCCGCCAUCCAGCUUGUGGGACCAGGGACCCCGGAAGAUGUGCAGCCAUCUCCACCAGCUUUGCCGCCAGUGGUUGCAGCCGGAAAAACACACCAAGGGGCAGAUGUUGGACCUGGUGAUCCUGGAGCAGUUCCUGGCUCUCCUGCCCCCAGAGAUGGAGAACUGGGUGCGGGAGUGUGGAGCAGAGACCAGCUCCCAGGCGGUGGCCUUGGCCGAAGGGUUUCUCCUGAGCCAGGCGGAGGAAGAGAAGGAGCAGGGAGAGGCGCAGGGGUCCUUAACAGUGUUGUGA